This is a messenger RNA of Antrostomus carolinensis (chuck-will's-widow), 1742 nucleotides long. Its product is annotated as aldehyde dehydrogenase family 1 member A3. The transcript has 12 exons. The record is from RefSeq and is a predicted model, not a curated record. NCBI's taxonomy places the organism in Eukaryota, Metazoa, Chordata, Aves, Caprimulgiformes, Caprimulgidae. The coding region runs from base 169 to 1437 and encodes 422 amino acids. Gene Ontology annotation, molecular function: oxidoreductase activity, acting on the aldehyde or oxo group of donors, NAD or NADP as acceptor. Gene Ontology annotation, biological process: aldehyde metabolic process.
UUUAUUAACAAUGAAUGGCAUGAGUCUACAAGUGGAAAGAAGUUCCCCACGUACAACCCUUCAACACUGGAGAAAAUUUGUGACAUUGAGGAAGGAGACAAGCCUGAUGUGGACAAUGCAGUGGAAGCAGCUAAGGCAGCAUUCCAGAGGGGAGCUCCGUGGAGGCAGAUGGAUGCCCUAAGCAGAGGACGACUCCUGCACAAGCUGGCUGAUCUUCUUGAGCGAGACAGAGUCAUCCUGGCAACUCUGGAAACAAUGGACACAGGAAAACCUUUUCUGCAGGCUUAUUUCAUUGACCUGGAAGGUUGUAUAAAAACACUCCGAUACUACGCUGGAUGGGCUGAUAAAAUUCAGGGCAGAACUAUCCCAGUGGAUGAAAAUUUUGUCUGUUUUACCAGGCACGAACCGAUGGGUGUCUGUGGAGCUAUAACUCCAUGGAACUUCCCGUUGCUAAUGCUGGUUUGGAAGAUGGCACCAGCGCUGUGCUGUGGAAACACUUUGGUUAUUAAGCCAGCUGAACAAACUCCUCUCACGUCGCUGUACAUUGGCUCACUGAUCAAGGAGGUGGGUUUCCCUCCAGGUGUGGUGAAUAUUGUGCCAGGCUAUGGCCCCACAGCCGGAGCUGCUAUUUCUACCCAUCACAGCAUUGAUAAAAUUGCUUUUACUGGAUCAACAAAGGUUGGAAAACUGAUCAAAGAAGCUGCUUCUAAAAGCAACCUCAAAAGGGUGACAUUAGAGCUUGGAGGGAAAAACCCCUGCAUUGUGUGUGCAGAUGCAGACUUGGACUUGGCAGUGGAAUGUGCCCAUCAAGGCGUGUUUUUCAAUCAAGGGCAGUGCUGCACGGCUGCCUCGCGAGUGUUCGUGGAGGAGCAGAUCUAUCCGGAGUUCGUCAAGCGCAGCGUGGAGUAUGCCAAGAAGCGACUAGUUGGAGACCCCUUUGAUGCCAGAACUGAACAAGGACCCCAGAUUGACCAAAAACAGUUUGAUAAAAUCCUGGAGCUGAUAGAAAGUGGGAAGAAAGAAGGGGCUAAGCUGGAGUGUGGGGGUCUUGCCAUUGAAGACAGAGGCCUGUUUAUAAAACCCACUGUGUUUUCAGAGGUCACUGACAACAUGCGUAUCGCCAAAGAAGAGAUUUUUGGGCCAGUUCAGCCAAUUAUGAAGUUCAAGAGCAUAGAAGAGGUCAUAAGAAGAGCCAACAGUACCGAGUAUGGACUUACAGCUGCAGUGUUCACAAAGAAUCUGGACAGAGCAUUAACACUUGCUUCUGCACUGCAAUCAGGAACUGUCUGGAUCAACUGUUACAACGCGCUCUACGCACAAGCUCCUUUUGGUGGCUUUAAAAUGUCAGGCAAUGGCAGAGAACUUGGUGAAUAUGCUUUGGCAGAAUAUACCGAAGUGAAAACAGUCACCAUUAAACUCUCCCAGAAGAGUCCGUGAAAACAGAAGGCCUAAAAUGCUGACACUCUGAAUGUGACACAUGGGGGACGUGUUCAGAGCAAAGGGGGAGGGGAGGGGUAGAAAGGAAAAUGGAAACACCUAACUUUAUUCCUCUAGAAACACUGAAUCGACUGGACUCCAUUUUGUCAACUAGCUCUUUGAAAACGGAUUUAACUGACCCUACUGGCAGCAUAGCACAUACUUGUGCUGCACAAGUCCCCGGCUGUACAUCUGCCCGCUACCUGUGACUAAAAUGCUGGUCAGUCACAGUGCUUGCAGGAUAUCUGCUUUCAAACUGUACCCCU